Molecule: messenger RNA, 1125 nt
Organism: Moesziomyces antarcticus
Lineage: Eukaryota; Fungi; Basidiomycota; Ustilaginomycetes; Ustilaginales; Ustilaginaceae
Exons: 1
Coding region: 1-1125 (374 amino acids)
Source: RefSeq, a predicted model, not a curated record
AUGAUGGUCUCUCUCUCUCCGUUUCUCGGUACACUCCUCGCCGUGCUGGUAGCACGAGCCUCCUCAACGCCCGAUUCUGACUUUCGCUGGGGCUAUAGCAAAGGGCAGAUUCAAGCGGCCAUGUCUACGAUGCGAUCGCACUACGGCGGCAACUAUCAGAGUCAGAUCUCGACACUCUGCCAGUCGCUGCUCCAGUCCAAUGGAACGCAAGGCUCUACGGAACCGAGCCCUGGCUCAGACCGGUCGGACGAACCAUCCAAAGGCAAUGACGAUCUUGACGACUUGCUGGAAACCGGAUCUGCACAGGGUGAUGGACUGGGAAGACGUGCGAGAAAGCAGGCUGCUACACGUCAUGCAAACGCGCGAAACAAAGGCAAACCUCACCUGAAGAGCUCAAAAGCCGCAGCCGCCAAGAUGAAAGGUGCUUCGGCCGCUCACAACGCGGCACUGGCUACGGCGAAGACCGUCAAGGCCAAUCAGUCGGGAGGAGUCGCCGCCAAGGCUAGCACAUUUGUUGCGUUGGAUGACGGAAGUGCUACGACCACACCGGGCACCACAUCUGGAUCGAACAACACCAUCUCUUCCGGCGCUAACAGUGAUGCCCCGGACAACGGUGCUCCUGGCUCAGACACUAACACUCCUGCUUCGACCACAACGCCUGGUUCUGGAACCACGACUCCUGGCACGGGCAGUACCACGCCUGCCUCGGAUACUCCGGUUACUACCACUCCAGGCACGGAUGAUUCGGGGACCACGCCAGGCACCGGAACGCCUGGAUCAGGCUCCGGGGCCGGAGUCACGCCACCGCCGUUUGACCUGCCACCCUUCCUGCGUCACUUGGAUCAAGGAAUAAUCAGGCAAGUGUGUCGGAUCAUGCUCGACUCAUCCCAGCCUGGAAGCUGGACGCCGAAGACUGGCGACGACGAUGACGACAAGCCGGGACGACCAUGGGACCACUGGCGCGGGCUCAAGCAUGGACCUGGUCCCGAUGGCAACGCGACCACCAAUGGCACCGGGUGGGGUCACGAUCGAAAGCCGUGGACGAUGCCAACUGCCACUGUCACAGUCACGGUCACUGCGACAGCUACGGUCACAGUUACCGCCGACGCUGCGCCAACGGUAUGA